UAACAGCAAAAUACAUCAACAGGAAUGCGAUGAGCAGAGACAGAGUAGUUAAACCCUUUCUUGUAUGAAAAGGAACUUUUUUCUUUUUAUCCAUAGCCCGCCAUCUCGUUUAUUUCGUUUAUUCCCUUUUUAUUAAGCCCGCCUUCCACGUUUUAUUUAGAUUUUUAUUCAUCACCAACUCUUGUCUUCUUCCGAGAUAUCCAUUCAUUCAUAUAGGCUGUCUUUGGUUGUCUCAAUAUGUUUAAAGCUUCAAAUCUGGAAGUGAUUAUUUUCGGUGGCAAUGGAUUGGGGGAAAAUGCGGUUGGUUUUGUUGAUUUCGGCAGAGUUGAUAUGUUGUGUGAUGGGCCAUUUUGUGUUUGAAGUUCAACACAAGUAUGGCGGAGAGGGAGAGGCGGUCUUGGGAGCUAUGAGAGUUCACGACUUGCAGCGCCAUGGCAGGAACCUUGCUGCCAUUGAUUUUCAGCUAGGCGGUCACUAUUCCCCCGCUUUACAUUCGCUGUAUUUCACCAAUAUCACUAUCGGGACUCCUCCAGUCGACUACCAUGUCCAGGUAGAUACAGGAAGCGAUACAUUAUGGGUGAAUUGUCACGACUGUGAAACUUGUCCCACGAAAAGUGAACACGGUAUAGAAUUCAAGCGGUAUGACUUGGCUACCUCUUCGACUGGGAAGAAUAUCACCUGUGAUGAGGAGUUUUGUCGUGCUGCAUCGAGCAGCCCGAAUACAAAUUGCCAAGCUGGAAGGCAAUGCGAAUAUUCUGUUAGUUAUGCAGAUGGGAGCAGAACUGGGGGAUACUUCGUCAGAGAUAAUCUUAGAUUCAACCAAGUCACUGGAAACCUUCAAACCUCAGCAAUGAAUGGAUCCAUAGCUUUUGGGUGCUCAAUGUCUGAAGACCCUUCGAAAUCUGUUGAUGGAAUAGUUGGUUUUGGACGAGGAAACGAAUCCAUUCUUUCACAACUUGCUUCAUCUGGAAAGGCGAGAAAGGUCUUUUCACAUUGCUUAGAUGGAAACCGGGGAGGUGGGAUUUUCGCUAUUGGAGAAGUAGUGGAUCCGAAAGUCAAUACAACGCCGCUGGUCCCAAAUGUGCCACAUUACAAUUUGAAUCUGAAGUCAGUUGAGGUAGGUGGCCAGUUCUUAAACCUUUCGACAGACUUGUCACGUAGAGGGACUAUAAUUGACAGUGGCGCAUCAUUGGCCUAUCUUCCAUCCGAGGUUUAUCGACAGCUUUUGGACAAGAUGAUGUCGCAACAUCCAGAUCUGCAGACUCGUCCAGAGCAAGGGUUCACAUGUUUUGAGUACAAUGGAACUCUUGAUGAUGACUUCCCAAUCGUAAAUUUUCAUUUUGAGGGCUCUCUCGUUUUGCCAGUUCAUCCCCGUAGCUAUCUCUUUCACUUCCAUGAUAAUGUAUAUUGUAUAGGUUGGCAAAAUAGUAGCAUGCUGUCAAUUGAUGAAAGGGAGAUAACUCUGUUGGGAGACAUAGUAUUAUCAGACAAGCUUGUUGUGUAUGACUUGGAAAAUCAGACAAUUGGAUGGACAGAAUAUAACUGUUCAUCAAGCAUGAGAGUGAGAGAUGAAGCAACAGGAAAUGUUUAUGGUGUUGCCUCACAUCUUAUAUCUGCUGCUACUCAAACUCUCUUCAAACCAAGUUUUGUAACACAACUUUUGCUUGUAGUUAUAGCUGCCCUCAUACAAUGAGACCAGGCAUGCAAAACUACGUCGUUUUGAUCACAUUAGGUCUUUUUUUUUUUAUAAUACUGUCAUAGUAUCAAGAUAUUUUUCUAGAAAAAUAAAAAUACAUGUCAUUUCAUAGGUUGUAUAUUGAGAAUAUUACUUUUCUAUAUUCCUUUUAUGAGAUGUGUGAGGUUUUAUUUUACA
Salvia miltiorrhiza (redroot sage) is the source of this 1873-nucleotide messenger RNA. Its product is annotated as aspartic proteinase 36-like. The record is from RefSeq and is a predicted model, not a curated record. Gene Ontology annotation, molecular function: aspartic-type endopeptidase activity. Lineage: Eukaryota; Viridiplantae; Streptophyta; Magnoliopsida; Lamiales; Lamiaceae. The transcript has 9 exons. Gene Ontology annotation, biological process: proteolysis. The coding region runs from base 281 to 1693 and encodes 470 amino acids.